This is a messenger RNA of Drosophila elegans, 317 nucleotides long. Its product is annotated as cecropin-2. Gene Ontology annotation, biological process: defense response to Gram-positive bacterium; defense response to Gram-negative bacterium; antibacterial humoral response. Gene Ontology annotation, cellular component: extracellular region. The record is from RefSeq and is a predicted model, not a curated record. NCBI's taxonomy places the organism in Eukaryota, Metazoa, Arthropoda, Insecta, Diptera, Drosophilidae. Bases 66 to 257 code for a protein of 63 amino acids. The transcript has 2 exons.
GCUCACUACAGCCGCAAUAUCAACAGCUUAACUUUUUCAAUCCAGGAACAGUCCAAGACAACACCAUGAACUUUUACAAGAUCUUCGUUUUCGUCGCCCUCAUUCUGGCAAUCAGCAUGGGACAAUCGGAAGCUGGAUGGCUGAAAAAGAUUGGCAAGAAACUCGAACGCGUUGGCCAACACACUCGAGAUGCCACAAUCCAGGGUCUGGGAAUCGCCCAACAAGCCGCCAAUGUCGCAGCAACAGCCAGGGGUUGAUGAUGCUGAUUAACUAUAUUUAACUAUUUAUACAAAAUCGUAUUUAUUCUAUGGUCUUAA